AUGCUCAGACAAUUUCGUCCGGUUGCUCUUUUGGCAAGAUGCCGGCCUUCCCAGAGGCUUUUGAGCUCGAUUCAUUCUGCCGCUGUUCACAGACCACAAACCCGGGUGGUUCCUGCGGUCAAAUUCUUUAACAGUCCGUCCGUUCGUCGUUAUGGUGUUUUGGAGGAGGACUCGCACGCUCCGGUGAUUGAUUUCGCCAAGGUGAAGAGUAUUGCUGAGGAGAAGAAACCCGACGUGGUUCUUGUUGACACUAGAGAGCCAGAAGAGUACGCAGAGGGCCAUAUUCCUGGUGCUGUUAAUAUCCCUGUGAACUCCAGUCCUGGAGCUUUGGGACUGCCAGAGGAGAAAUUCGAAUCCACCUUUGGAUUCCCAAAGCCAGAACCAUCCCAGACCCUGGUGUUCUACUGUCUGGCCGGCGUUAGAUCGACCAUGGCCGAGGAGCUUGCCGGAACCUUUGGAUACGACAAGAGACUCAAUUAUGUCGGAUCUUGGGCCGAUUGGACCGACAAGAAGGGACCUGUUGAGGUUCCAAAGCAGGAGAAACCAGAACCUGAAGCAGACAAGAAAUAA
Molecule: messenger RNA, 570 nt
Organism: Ogataea philodendri
Lineage: Eukaryota; Fungi; Ascomycota; Pichiomycetes; Pichiales; Pichiaceae
Exons: 1
Coding region: 1-570 (189 amino acids)
Cellular component (GO): mitochondrion
Molecular function (GO): thiosulfate-cyanide sulfurtransferase activity
Source: RefSeq, a predicted model, not a curated record